CGGGUCCCUUCAUUCCUGCGGGAGGAUCCCGAGCCCCCCCCUUGGUUGUUCCAGGGGGUUUUUGGGAUGGUGACGGGACUGUCCCGCUUUCCCAGGGUUGUCCAGCGGGCGAUGGAUCCGUGGGAGGAGCCGGAGCCGGAGCAGACGGUGCUUUUCAGGGAUAACGGGGAAGAGGAGGAGGAGGAGGAGGAGGAGGAGGAGGAUCCCUACGACCCCCUCGGGAUGCAGAGAACCCCGAGCGACCCGGAGAUUGACCCGGAGAUUGUGGAGCUCGACGCCGCCCCCCUCCCCCCGUCCAUCCCCGAUCCCGACGAGGAUUCCCGGGAAACCCUGCGCUGGACGGUGGUGCAGCAGAUCGAGCCCGGCUCCCCCUCCGCCCCCGGCGCCAAAUCCGGUGGCUGCUCCUCGUCCUCCUCCUCGGCCUUCCCCAACCUGCGCAGCAUCAUCGUCCUGCAGAAGAGCUACGAGUGCCGCGAGUGCGGGAAGAGCUUCAGCUGCAGCUCCCACUUCCACAAGCACCGGCGGACGCACACGGGGGAGCGCCCGUUCCGCUGCCGCCACUGCGGCAAGACCUUCAACGUCAGCUCCAACCUCUACCGGCACCAGCGCGCCCACGGCGCUGGCCCGGACACGACACCGACGGCGGCUCCGAGGGCACGCGGCCUCCCCUACGAGUGCCAGGAGUGCGGGAAGAGCUUCAACGUCAGCUCCAACCUCUCGCGGCACCGGCGCGCCCACGCCGCCGGCUCGGCGGUACCGACACCGACACCGAGGGCGCGCGGCCUCCCCUACGAGUGCCAGGAGUGCGGGAAGAGCUUCCGGCGCAACAAGGAGCUGGUGACGCACCAGCGGCUGCACACGGGGCGGCUGCCCUUCCAGUGCGGCCACUGCGGGAAGGGCUUCUCCUGGAGCUCCCACUGGGAGCGGCACCAGCGCGUGCACACCGGCGAGAAGCCCUACCAGUGCCCCGAGUGCGGCAAGAGCUUCAGCCGCAGCUCCCACCUCUACCGGCACCAGCGCGGCCACGCCGGCGGCCGCUCCUACAUCUGCACCUACUGCGGGCGCAGCUUCGGCAGCACCCUGCACUUCGAGCGGCACCAGCGCACCCACACGGGGCAGCGGCCCUACAAGUGCACCCUGUGCCGCAAGAGCUUCGGCGACGCGCCCGCGCUGGUCAAGCACCAGCGCCUGCACCUGGACGGGCCCUUCCGCUGCGAGGAGUGCGGCAAAGCCUUCGGCGCCCGCGCCCAGUACGCGCGGCACCGGCGCAACCUCCACGGCGCCAGCGGCGGCACCGGUGCUGGGGGCGGCGGCGCGGGCGCGGCGGAGAAGCCGUACCGGUGCGGGGACUGCGGGAAGAGCUUCUCGUGGAGCUCCCACUGGGAGAGGCACCAGCGGAUCCACACCGGGGAGAGGCCGUACCAGUGCGGGGACUGCGGGAAGCGCUUCGGUCGCACGUCCCACCUGUAUCGGCACCAGCGGACCCACGCCGGCGGCCAGCCCCACGUGUGCGCCGAGUGCGGCAAGAGCUUCAACAGCACCCUCCACUUCCACAAGCACCAGCGCGCCCACGCCGGGCCCCGGCACGGCUGCGCCGACUGCGGGAAGGCCUUCGCCGACGGCUCGGCGCUGGCCAAGCACCGGCGGGUCCACGGGGGAGGAGGACCCGAGAAGCCCCACCGGUGCGGGGACUGCGGGAAGGGCUUCAGUCGUGGCUCCAACCUGGCCCAGCACCGGCGCAUCCACACGGGGGAGCGGCCGCACCGCUGCGGCGACUGCGGCAAGGGCUUCAUCCAGCGCUCCGACCUGGAGCGGCACCGGCGCGUCCACACCGGGGAGCGGCCGUACCCCUGCGGGGACUGCGGGAAGCGCUUCAGCGUCAGUUCCCACCUGGACCGGCACCGCCGGACUCACGCUGGGGGCCCCGGGCCGCCCUCCCAGCCCCGCCCGCGGCCACGCCCGGCGCCGCCCGAAGCGCCGGCAGCGGCUCCUCCUCAUCGCUGCGGGGAGUGCGGGAAGAGCUUCGCCCAGCGCUCGGCCCUGGCCAAGCACCGCAAGACGCACAGCGGGGAGAGGCCCCACCGGUGCGGGGACUGCGGCAAGAGCUUCAGCCGCGGCUCCAACCUCACCCAGCACCGGCGCAUCCACACCGGCGAACGGCCCUUCGCCUGCGGCGACUGCGGCAAAGGCUUCAUCCAGCGCUCCGACCUGGAGCGGCACCAGCGCGUCCACACCGGCGAGCGACCCUACACGUGCGGGGAGUGCGGCAAGAGCUUCAGCGUCAGCUCCCACCUGGACCGGCACCAGAAGAUCCACGCGGCGCAGAGGGCGUCCUGCCGCUGCCCCGAGCACCUCACGGGCUUCCUGGCCGCCCACCGGCACGGUCGCCUCUUCCAGUGCGCCCAGUGCAGGCGCUGCUUCAGCCAGGGUGCCGCCCUGCUCAAGCACCAGCGCGCCCACGGCGCCCACGGCGCCCACGGCGCGGUGGCGCAGCCCCAGAAGUGCCCGGACUGCGGGAAGAGCCGCGGCUGCCGAGGGCAGCGAUGCCCGGACUGCGGGGGGGAGGAGGCGGGUCCUGGUGUGGCACCGGCGGAGGUGCCGGAGAAGCCCUACAAGUGUGGGGAGUGCGGGAAGGGCUUCGGGCAGCGCUCGGCGCUGGUGAAGCACCGGCGCAUCCACACCGGCGAGAAGCCCUACCAGUGCGGGGAGUGCGGCAAGGGCUUCAUCCAGAAGUCCGACCUCACCAUCCACCGGCGGAUGCACACCGGGGAGAAGCCCUACAAGUGUGGGGAGUGCGGGAAGUGCUUCAGCGUCUCCUCCAACCUCAUCACCCACCAGCGCACCCACCUGGGCGAGAAGCCCUACCAGUGCUCCGAGUGCGGCAAGAGCUUCAUCCAGCGCUCCGAGCUCACCAUCCACCAGCGCGUGCACACCGGCGAGAAGCCCUACAAGUGCUCGGAGUGCGGGAAGUGCUUCAGCCGCAGCUCCCACCUCAACCGGCACCAGCGAACCCACGGCGGGGACAAGCCCAAGGCGGUGGCAGCCACCGGUGGCACCGCCGUGGCCUCCGAGAUGCCGCCGCCGGCGCCGGGCUCCGGGGCCUUCCCCGGCGCCGCCUUCCCGGCCCCGGUGGCCUCGCUGGGGUCGUUCCCGGCGUCGCCCUCGGCGCUGCCUGUGCCGGCGCUCUCCGGCCCGGCCCUGGAGCUGCCCUGGGCGCUCUCGUUCCCCGGCCGCGCCUUCGCCCACCCGUCGUUCGCCCCGGCCCCGCCCGCGGGCGCCCAGACCCCCUCACUCAUCAACUGAGGCUCCGCCCACCCACCCAGUGCUCCCAGUGCUCCCAGUUACCUCCCGGUGCUCCCAGUGCCCAACUGGGAUGGGUUGGAUGCACAGACCCAACCUUGGGUCUCGUUGACCCAUCAUUGGAG
Molecule: messenger RNA, 3425 nt
Organism: Corapipo altera (White-ruffed manakin)
Lineage: Eukaryota; Metazoa; Chordata; Aves; Passeriformes; Pipridae
Product: zinc finger protein 2 homolog
Exons: 3
Coding region: 67-3303 (1078 amino acids)
Biological process (GO): negative regulation of transcription by RNA polymerase II
Cellular component (GO): nucleus
Molecular function (GO): RNA polymerase II cis-regulatory region sequence-specific DNA binding; DNA-binding transcription activator activity, RNA polymerase II-specific; DNA-binding transcription repressor activity, RNA polymerase II-specific
Source: RefSeq, a predicted model, not a curated record